UCUUACUAACUAGACAGAAACAGGUUUGGUUCAUUCCGAAUCCGAACCGAACCAAACCGGAAGUUAGGGUGAACUGAUUUAAAGAAGAAGCUGAGUUUCUGAGCAGAAUCGGGUCAACUGAAGGUUCUGUAGGUUCUACCUGGCAGACGUGGAUCGGAACCAGAAGGAAAUAGAGACGCGGUGAGAGGAACCAGAACCUGCAGACGGUCCCUAACUGGACCUCUGAGCUCCUGGCAGGCAGCGGACCGAACGGCUGGCGCUGGACGCCGCUGACUCCACGGCGAACAUCCGACUGGACACCCAGCUGACUGCGGUGUGAGACGGACCGAGGAGCUCCGGAGGUCCGGUUCGGUCCAAGUCCUCAGUCCUGAACCGGGCGUCCUGUGGCUCCACCAUGACGGUUCCAGAUGUUCUCUGGUCUCUCAGAGCUUCAUGCUGCCAGGGAGAGCAGAAGGUUCCGUCCGGAACCGGUCCAGAACCUCUCUGGUUCUGCUCAGAUUGUCAGCUGAUGUUUGGGAUCUGGAUCUGGUUGAAGAUCGGCUCGACCUGGACCGGAACCAUCAGAACCGUCUGAGUGGACCCGGACCAUCAGAACACUUUCUCCAUUUGUAAUCGAUUUCUGGACUACAGUGAAAACUGUUCCCGUCCUCCAGAACCCGGGCGGUGUUAGAGCAGAGGGAUCGUCUCUAUGAGAAGAUGUCUCACUACCUGCAGCUGAAGAACGCCAUCCAGAGUCUGGAGGAGGCGGGGCCUCAGCGGCUGAAGGCAGACGUGGAUCUGGGCUGCAGCUUCUUCGUUCAGGCCCGAGUGGACAAUCCGUCCAGGAUUCUGGUGUUGGUCGGGUUCGGGUUCUUCGUGGAGAUGAGCCACCAGGAGGCGCUGCACUUCAUCGACAAGAAGACCAAUCAGCUGACGCUGGUCUGCGGGAGCUGCAGGGGCUGGAGGAGCUUCCAGACGUCUGCAGGAAGUCUGCUGCUGCUGCUCAGCUCUGAUUGGACGAUGAGGAGGAAGAAGAGGAGGAGCCUCUUCAUCAGGAGGCAAAUGAUCUCCAACUGGACACACAGUGGAACCAACUUCUUCUUAGACGUGAACGGAAACAUUGAUGACAUCUACUUCCUGUUGCUGCUCAAACAGAAAGUCCUCCACAUCACUGAGACAUUUCAAAAUAAAAUGUCAGGAAGUGGUUUUGUCUGGUGAACAGAGAAUCAGCUGAACUGAAGCUGAAGAAACAAACAUGAACAAGUUCUCAUCUUUCUGCUGUUGUGUUUUUUAUUGUAAAUUUAAUAAAGAAUUUGAGAAUA
This is a messenger RNA of Xiphophorus hellerii (green swordtail), 1301 nucleotides long. RefSeq names its product ubiquitously-expressed, prefoldin-like chaperone (gene uxt). Bases 697 to 1197 code for a protein of 166 amino acids. Gene Ontology annotation, molecular function: transcription corepressor activity. Gene Ontology annotation, biological process: positive regulation of transcription by RNA polymerase II; negative regulation of transcription by RNA polymerase II. The transcript is spliced from 6 exons. The record is from RefSeq and is a predicted model, not a curated record. Lineage: Eukaryota; Metazoa; Chordata; Actinopteri; Cyprinodontiformes; Poeciliidae. Gene Ontology annotation, cellular component: mediator complex.